Molecule: messenger RNA, 1385 nt
Organism: Fopius arisanus
Lineage: Eukaryota; Metazoa; Arthropoda; Insecta; Hymenoptera; Braconidae
Gene: Pop4
Product: ribonuclease P/MRP subunit POP4
Exons: 4
Coding region: 116-808 (230 amino acids)
Biological process (GO): tRNA 5'-leader removal; rRNA processing
Cellular component (GO): ribonuclease MRP complex; ribonuclease P complex
Molecular function (GO): ribonuclease P RNA binding
Source: RefSeq, a predicted model, not a curated record
ACAUGGACAACUGUCCGCUGAAUUUAAGGUUGUGUUUGUGUUUACAGUGCUGGACACUCAGGGAAUGGUGUACUGAGUCCAUGUUAUACAGAUAUUUGGUUAAAUAUAUUUGGGGAUGAUGAGGAAAACACCAGAGUCAUUGUGCAAACCCCUGCCAUACGAGAUAACAAAACAUGCAGCUACAACGGAAGAUCGUGAAAGAAUUGUUUUGAAUUUCCUGGAGACUUCCUUACCGAAUUCUGAUGUUAAUGAAAUUACUACUGAACUUAAAAAGACAUUUAUUUUUGGUAAAUUAAAGUCACACGAUGGGAAGAAGAAAGUUUUGCCGAAAAAAGGAAAAUUUUUGAGCAGCAGGAAGAGAAAACUGUUGGGAUUGAAAAAUAUAGGUCCUGAGAGUGAAUUGAAGUACAAGGACCUCGAGUCACUCAAUCAUUUAUGGCUGGGGUAUAUCCAGCAGGCUUUGGGUGUACGUUAUUUUGGCGAAUUGCCCACCAGUCCUGUCGAUGCACGGUGGGAAAUUACUAAUCAAAAAUUGAUGAGAGCUGAUCUACAUGGGGCGAAAGUUACUGUUGCCAGAUCCAAGUGUCCAAGUUUGGUGGGGAUUCAGGGAAUUAUUUUGCAGGAUACGAGGAAUACUUUUAGGGUGAUAGGGAAGGACGAUAAAAUCAGGACUAUUCCAAAAGAAGUCGUUGUACUAAAAAUUCAUCUUCCCGGCGCCACCCUAGAAUUAUUCGGCAAAGAAUUAUGCAUAAGGCCAGCAGAACGAGCAGUGAAGAAAUUCAAAGCAAAUCACUUGGGAGAAUUAUAACGCACGAUAAAAUCCAAAGUACUGCCAGCAAAAUUCUAAAUAAAACUGCAUCACGUUCAGACAUAUUUCGUGUUCACAAGCUGUCGUUUAUUUCGAUAGCCAUCAGGAUCAUGCCCCGGUACAUUAAUUUACAAUUAAUAUAAUUUUACAGUUUCGAGGUAAAAGCCCAUCAACCAAUUUAAUAUAUGUCUCUAUCACGAAGUAAACUACAAUAUUUUCAACGUUACUUUGCUUUCAAUUUCUUUAUUUCUUCCAUUCUUUUACGGCCCUAAUCGUACAUAUAUAUACUUAUAUUAAUUACCACUAUAAUAUAAUAUUAUAUAGUUGUAUAUAUUUAUACUUUAUUUAUAAUUAUCAAUCAUUCAUGUUUAACUUGUCAUUUGUAUUCAUUUCCAAUAUUCUCAAUAUAAUAUAAUAUUAAUGACAAAAAUUCAAAUUCGUCGAAUUGAUAAAUCAUAUUAAAAAAAAAGGAAAAGAGCAAUAUAAAUACCAAUAACAACGUGCGGUAACCCGAUCUGUUGCUCCCAGUUUAGGGAUUCGAAUUUCUACGGUUUCAUCUUGAUUAUCUUUUUUAUUU